This is a messenger RNA of Marmota monax (woodchuck), 1825 nucleotides long. It is a transcript of the gene Npl, whose product is annotated as N-acetylneuraminate pyruvate lyase. Lineage: Eukaryota; Metazoa; Chordata; Mammalia; Rodentia; Sciuridae. The record is from RefSeq and is a predicted model, not a curated record. Gene Ontology annotation, biological process: N-acetylneuraminate catabolic process; carbohydrate metabolic process. Bases 214 to 1176 code for a protein of 320 amino acids. The transcript is spliced from 12 exons. Gene Ontology annotation, molecular function: 4-hydroxy-tetrahydrodipicolinate synthase activity; N-acetylneuraminate lyase activity.
CCGGGACCGAGGCGCGUCGUGCGCGGCUCCGCUGCGAGGACCGGCGGGCGCAGGCAGACAAGGCGCUCGCGUUCCUGCCCAGAGGCGCGGGGAACAGGCGCUGGGUCGGUGAGACCGGGCGACCCGAGCCCAGAAGGAAGCAGAUACACUGGGGAAUGCAGCAGAGCGAGUGUGAAUGCGACACCCUCCCGGCCCGGACAUUCCAGCAGCUCAAUGGCCUCCCCAAAGAAGAAACUUCAGGGUCUCGUUGCUGCAACCAUCACACCAAUGACUGAGAAUGGAGAAAUCAACUUUUCAGUAAUCGGUCAGUAUGUGGAUUAUCUGGUGAAAGAACAAGGAGUGAAGAACAUUUUUGUGAAUGGCACUACUGGAGAAGGCCUGUCCCUGAGUGUCUCUGAACGCCGCCAGGUCGCAGAGGAGUGGGUGACACAAGGGAGGAACAAGCUGGAUCAGGUGGUGAUUCACGUGGGGGCACUGAGUUUGAAGGAGUCCCAAGAACUGGCCCAGCAUGCAGCAGAAAUUGGAGCUGAUGGCAUUGCUGUCAUUGCACCUUUCUUUUUCAAACCGUGGAACAAGGAUGUCCUGAUUAAUUUUCUAAAAGAGGUGGCAGCGUCUGCCCCUGCAUUGCCAUUCUAUUACUAUCACAUUCCUGCCUUGACGGGGGUAAAGAUUCGUGCAGAGGAAUUGUUGGAUGGGAUUCAGGAUAAGAUCCCCACCUUCCAAGGGCUGAAAUUCAGUGACACAGAUCUCUUAGACUUCGGCCAGUGUGUUGAUCAGAAUCACCAACGACAGUUUUCUUUGCUCUUUGGGGUGGAUGAGCAACUGUUGAGUGGUCUGGUGAUGGGAGCAACUGGAGCAGUGGGCAGCACCUAUAACUACCUAGGAAAAAAGACAAACCAGAUGCUGGAGGCUUUUGAGAGGAAGGACUUCUCUUCAGCUCUGAACUAUCAGUUUUGCAUCCAGAGAUUUAUCAACUUUGUGGUCAAGCUAGGUUUUGGAGUAUCUCAGACCAAAGCCAUCAUGACUCUGGUCUCUGGAAUUCCAAUGGGCCCACCCCGACUUCCACUGCAGAAAGCCACCAGGGAGUUUACUGAUAAUGCUGAAGCUAAACUGAAGAGCCUGGAUUUCCUCUCUUUCACUGGUGUAAAAGACGGAAACUUGGAAGCCUGUAGCUAGUGCCUCUCUAUCUAAUCAGGAUGUGUAUUUUGAGACGUCAUCCAUCUUGAAUAGUACAUUCUUUUCUCAGGGACUUUUUAGAUGAAGUUGAACUAAACUUUCUUGUAGCAAAUGAAAUCUCACAUCAAUCAGCAAAUAAAUAUCUACUGUGAGAGUUGGGUGCAUCAGGAUGCACCCUCAAUCCCAGCAAUUUAGGGACGUGUGCCAGCCUCACAACUUGGUGAGACCUUGUCUCAAAAUAAAAUAAAAAGGGCUGUGGAGAUAGUAUAGUUAUAGAGUGCCCCUGAGCACAAUUCCCAGUACUCCCUACAACACAAAGAAAAAAAAAAAAAGAGAUCAUGGACCCUAAGUCAUUUAUAUCACCGUUUUGGGUUUUUUUUUUUUUUUUGGUAGAGAAAUCACUGUUUAUAUGGAUGAAAUGGAAUCAAGGGAAAUUUGUAAUUGAUUAAUUUCAUCUGCUCUUGGGAAUUCCCAUUAAUUUCUGGUUCUCAAUUCUAUUUUAAAAAUCUUCUAAUUUUAAACCACUAUAAUGUACUUUCAUUUUAAUAAAUAUUCAUUUGGAAUCUAGGAAAACUCUCAGCUAUUGCAUUUAAAACAAAAUUACAACAUGACUCAACUAUAAAUAUUAAUAAACCAACUGGCUCACUUG